AUGGAUAUGGAUCCAGCUUGUCUUUCUGAAGACGAGGUGAGCUAUGAGCUGGCGCUACGUCACGUAGCUAAUUUAAGUUCUCUUCCGAGAAGAGCGAAAGCGUUGAGGCUUAGGCAAAUCAUGCUAGAGGAUGUUAGAAACAAUAAAAUUUAUGAUAAUUCUUCACACAUCAUGGAUGCGGAGCAAAACAUCCGCAUAUGUCAAGAUCGCGUAGAUAACUUGCUAGAACGAUUAAAAGUAGCUUUUAAAUCCGCGGAUUACCAAUUCAUGCGUCAAGCAACUUCGCGUCUUAUUCAUUAUCGUGAACGUUUAGCGAUAGUAGAACCACCUUCAAAAUUAAACGAUACGUACGCAACACUGACUCUUCUAAUCCAAUGUUCUUUAGAGGACAUUGAAGAUGUGUUGAGCAACCCGAGAAAAAAAGCAAGUGGGCAAGUGCAAAAUGCUAGUGAGGAUUAUGGUGCAGCAGCAGUGGAUCUGAACGUAUCCCGGGCCGGCUCGAGCAGAACAGGAACUAUUCCAAAGCCUUCCAGAAACAGAACCACAGCCAGCUUGAAUCAGCCAGUUGACAUCGGGAAGGACCAGCCAGGGCGCAGGACGUCACAAUCGGAAGCCAACUCCUUCAGCUCAGACCGUGACAGCACGUACCUAGGGAAUUCACCAUGGGUGAGCGGAGCUGCCGCAGUUGAAGAACCCGAGCCGAGGAGACAACAGCAGAGGCAACGGCUGUCAGAUCGAGAGCGCAACACAUAUGAAUCACAGCAUACAGCAACAUACCGACGUGACGUUGAAGAAAACAAUUUCGACCAGCAGUUUGGCCAUCAUCGUGGACCUAGAAUUAGCGAGAAACUUGGGUAUCCGGACGACGAAUCCGCUCCUCCUCCGUACGCUUCUAGAGAACGAGUGGAAGAAGCAUCAGCGAGGAAUGAAUACAGCCGAUUAAGGGAUGAGUUACUGGAGCGAUUCAUGCGACGGGAACAGGAAGCUUAUCAACAGCAGCGUUGGGAGGACCGGCGUUCUUCAAGCAAGGCAAUUCACAAUUGGCAGAUCUUCUACAAAGGCGAAAGAGAUGGCGCAUCAUUGAACGAGUUCAUUCAAAGCGUGGAGGUGUUCGCAUUGUCCGAAGAGGUUCCUGAGCGUGUGCUGUUGCAGAACAUCAAGCACUUACUCAAGGGUGAUGCUUUGAAGUGGUAUGCUAGAGCGUUUUUAAGAGGCGAUUUGAGGUCGUGGGGAGAUUUCAAGCGGUUGAUCCGGGGAGAGUUCUUACCAAGCAGCUACGCUUACAUUUUGAGGGCUGAGGCGUAUCAUCGGCUCCAAGGAGAGCAAGAAACCUUUAGCGAUUUCUUCGCGGAUAUCUCAACACUGUUUAGUUACGCCAAUCCACCUGCGACGGAUAGAGAGAAAUUGUUCAUUAUCAAGAAGAACAUGAACUCCACAUAUGCUCCUGUUGCAGCAGCACAGCAAGCAGCAUCGGUUGAACAACUAGUAGAAGCAUGUAAGGAAUUCGAUGAGCUUAGAAAGCUUCAACAGCUUCAGCGGCGAAUGCUACUUCCGGCAGCAUCUCUGUUAGAACCAUCGCUUGCCACACCAGUGCCAGUACAACGCGCUAAUCGCAAUGCUCCGAUGAAUCAACGCUACGGAAGAGUCAAUGUGCUAGAAGAAAUGAAUAGUCGCAGAAAUGAAGAAGCAGUGAGUUCGUACGGUGGAUCGUCGGUGAACAACAGUAACAACAAGGUGGAAGAACGUUUGGAGGAACUGAUUCAUCAGAUCGAUGCUCUGAGGAUACCGGAUUUCAACAAUAUCAACUCUUUAGUCAUCAAUCUCAACAACGACAAUCGACCGCAUGCAGUAAUCGAAGUCCUGGGCAAAAGCAUCACCGGUCUCUUAGACAGCGGGGCGAACUGCUCGCUCUUCGGAGGAAGCUUUGUACAGUUAGUGGAUCAGCUGAAAUUGCGGAAAGGAUCAUUGGCUGGAGGAAUUAAGACUGCAGAUGGAACGGAGCACCAUUUCCAGACAUUUGUUCGUCUACCAAUCGCUUACAAUGGAAAGACCCGAGUAAUCCCAGUAUUGCUAUUACCGACCCUGCCGGAUUGCGUGAUUCUGGGAAUGAACUUUUGGAAUGAAUUCGGAGUCAAGGCAAUAUGCUGUAGUAUGAAGUUACAAGACGAAGUUCAAGGCGACGAUGAAGAGGAGGUCAACAGUAUCGUCGACAACGAUGUAACGAUUAAGAGGCAUCAACAGAAGCAGUUGUCACCGGAACAAUCAGUCGUGCUAGAAGCAACAGUAGCGAACUUCCCAACAGCAACAGACGGUCGUCUGGGUCGUACACAUCUAUACACACAUCGCAUUGAAAUCGGGGAUACUCAGCCGAAGAAGCAGCGUUACUACGUCAUGUCAAAAUACGUUUUGGACGAGGUAAACAAGGAAGUCGACCGAAUGAUAAAAUUGGACGUGAUCGAAGAAGCUCGCUUUUCGCCGUGGAACAACCCGCUGGUAGCUGUGAAGAAGAAGACGGGCCAGUACAGAGUAUGUCUAGAUGCUCGCUACCUAAACUCCAUCAUGAUUAAUGAGGGUUAUCCAAUACCGCAGAUUGCAGCUAUUAUGAACAACCUCAGCGGCUGCAAGUUCAUUUCAUCGAUAGAUCUGAAGGACGCAUUCUGGCAAAUACCUCUAGAAACAGCUUCGAGGCAACUUACGGCCUUUACGGUACCUCAGCGAGGCCAUUUUCAGUUUAAGGUGGUUCCGUUUGGGUUGUGCACCGCUAGCCAAGGACUGGAGAGGGUCAUGGUAACCAUCUUCGCAGAUAUGGAACCAAAGGUCUUCCACUACCUUGACGACAUAAUUGUGUGUUCGGAGACCUUUGAAGAGCAUAUAAAGUUACUUGAAGAAGUGGCCAAGAGACUUCGUGCGGCGAAUCUGACAAUUUCUGCUGAAAAAUCCUGUUUUUGUAGGAAGGAGAUAAAAUACCUGGGAUAUGUGUUAAACCAAGAUGGCUGGAUGGUGGAUCCGGAGAAAACAAGCUGUGUAGUCAAUUUUCCGAUUCCAACAACUAGGAAAGAGGUGCAGCGCUUCAUCGGCAUGUGCAACUGGUAUCGUCGGUUUGUAGCAGACUUCUCGGAGAUAGCGGCGCCUCUCACGGAGCUCACGAAAAUAAAACACAAGUUUCGUUGGACGGUUGAAGCAGAAGAAGCCUUUCUACGACUCAAAUCAUCAUUAGUAUCGACGCCUGUUCUCGCGCCACCGGAUUAUACAAAGCAGUUUGCGAUCGCCUGCGAUGCGAGCGAUGUGGCUAUUGGGGCAGUGCUCACACAGGAAACCGACGGGCAAGAACAUCCAAUUUGUUACUUCUCGCAAAAAUUGACGACGGCGGAGCGGAAAUAUUCGGUGACGCAGCGGGAGUGUCUGGCAGUAAUCAGAGCUAUCGAGAAAUUCAGAGGAUACGUAGAAGGCGUUCACUUCAUCGUGUACUGUGACCACUCUGCCCUCAGCUACCUCAAAACGAUGAAGAACCCUACAGCGCUGAUGUGCAGAUGGCUGCUACGACUCAAUGCUUUUGAUUUUGAGAUUCGCUACCGAAAGGGAUCGGUAAAUGUGGUUCCAGACACGCUGUCCAGGAUUGUGGCUUCAGUAGCACUCACUCAAGGUUCGAAUGCAGAUGGCUGGUAUACUAGAAUGAAACAGAACGUUAAAGAAACGCCGAACAACUUCGCCGACUUUCAGAUCAUUCAGGAUGAGUUGUAUAAGAAUUGUACCUUCAAGGAUGACGCCGGGAACACUACGCAUCGUUGGAAGAAAGCAGUACCCAAGGAAAAUCGUGUCGAAAUCAUGCGGAAAUUCCACGACGCACCUUCAGCCGCGCAUCUGGGAUUUCAAAAGACAUUGCAGAAAAUUCAGGUACACUUUUACUGGCCAAAGAUGAGAGAGGAAAUUUCACGGUACGUCAAGCAGUGCAAUGUUUGCAAAGGUAGUAAAGCUGCAAACUCCAAGAUGAUGCCUCAAAUGGGGAAGCUGAAGCCAGCACGCACCCCAUGGGAACUGAUUUCCAUAGAUUUUGUUGGUCCAUUAACACGCUCACGUUCGGGUAACACAGUUAUGCUUGUCGUGGUGGAUUGGGUUACCAAGUAUAUCGUCGUUCAUCCGAUGAAAUCAGCGGAUUCUUGCAAGAUGGUGGAGUUCCUCGAGAAUCAAGUCUUCCUGAAGUUCUCGCGUCCAAGAAUAAUCCUUUCAGACAACGGAAAACAGUUCAUCUCUUCUGCCUUCAAAUCUCUUUUGAGCAAGCACAACAUACAGCACAUGCUGACGGCAUAUUAUUGUCCUAUGGUGAAUAACGCAGAAAGAGUCAAUCGAGUCUUGGUAACCUGCAUACGAUCAUUGAUUGACGAGGAUCAUCGGACCUGGGACGAGCAUCUGCCUGCAAUUUGCGCAGCCAUCAACAGUGCCAAGCAUGAAGUAACAGGAACCAGUCCGCACGUCGCAAAUUUUGGAAGAGAACUAAUUCUGCACACCGAUUUGUACACUCAGAAAGACCUGAACACCGACGAAGAUCCAAAGAUCGCUCUGAAUAUCCGUUUAUCCACGAUCAAGCGCAUACAGGAGUUUGUGAUGAAACGAAUCCGGAACAACCAUGCGAAGUCGAAGGAGCGGUAUGAUUUACGGAAGAGAUCUGUGAUAUUCAACGUAGGAGAUCUGGUAUGGCGAAGAACUUUUACCCAGUCGUCUAAGUUGGAUCACAUAAAUCGUAAACUAGAUCCGAAGUUCCUGCCAGCGAUAGUGAAAGCAGUACUCGGUACCAACCUGUACACCCUUGAAGAUGUGUCAACCGGGAAAAGAGGUCAGUACCACGCUAAGGAUAUCAAAGCAGACUAA
Uranotaenia lowii is the source of this 4866-nucleotide messenger RNA. RefSeq lists its product as uncharacterized. NCBI's taxonomy places the organism in Eukaryota, Metazoa, Arthropoda, Insecta, Diptera, Culicidae. The record is from RefSeq and is a predicted model, not a curated record. Gene Ontology annotation, biological process: proteolysis; DNA integration. The transcript is spliced from 2 exons. Bases 1 to 4866 code for a protein of 1621 amino acids. Gene Ontology annotation, molecular function: aspartic-type endopeptidase activity; nucleic acid binding.